AUGUCAUUUAAAACCUUUAUUGGAAAUAAAAACACACGUUCAAGUAAAGAGCAAUUGCCUGCGAGCCAUGGUGAUAUUAGCAACAAAACAGAUAAUUCGAUGGAUACUUUCAUAGUCGAUGUUCUCAGUGAAGAUGAGCAGUCGAAUAUUAUUAGUGGAUUUGGUGGUUUGCAUGUGAAGAAUGAAAAGAAUAAUGUCUCAUCGGAUGAUGAAGAGUCUAGUGAUUUUUAUGAUGUUGAACGGAUUGAAAAGCAUAGGACAAGCAAACUUGGCAAGUUACAAUUCCUUAUUAAAUGGGCAGGGUGGAGUGCGGAAUAUAACAGUUGGGUUGAUGCAAAUGAUGUUCAUGCCACGGAAUUAGUUAAAGAAUACUGGGAUUGUAAGAAUUUUAAACCAGAUUCAUCAAAGACCCAACAGACAUUGAGAAACCGGGCGAAACAUGCUGCAGUUUCAUCAACAAACAAAAAAUCCGAUAAUUUUAGUACUAAAUCGGGAUCAAAAAUUCAAAAGCUAUUGAGAAAAAAAAUGGAGAACAUGACAUCAUUUUAUUUGGAAAGUAGUAGCUCUGACGAAGAACUUCAAUAUGCACCUGAAUUCAAACCAAGCUCUCCAACUCAAGAUGAGAAUACUAGAGUUGUUAGCUUCUAUGAAAAACCCGAUUCAGUUCAUUUAGAUGAUAGAUUUUAUUCUUUAGAUUGGGAACGGGACGUUGACCGUGUUGGAUGGAUCGAAAGGAUUGAAGAAAAUAAUCUUGUUUUUCUAUUUUGGAAAUCAGGUCAUAUGACCAACCAUUCAUUGAAAGAAGUUGAACAGAAAUGUCCCGACAAA
Molecule: messenger RNA, 828 nt
Organism: Cetraspora pellucida
Lineage: Eukaryota; Fungi; Glomeromycota; Glomeromycetes; Diversisporales; Gigasporaceae
Source: the annotation of a GenBank genome assembly